Molecule: messenger RNA, 723 nt
Organism: Lotus japonicus
Lineage: Eukaryota; Viridiplantae; Streptophyta; Magnoliopsida; Fabales; Fabaceae
Exons: 3
Coding region: 110-661 (183 amino acids)
Cellular component (GO): chloroplast
Source: RefSeq, a predicted model, not a curated record
UUGUGGCGGUGAGGCGCCGCUAUGUCUAAAUUAAAUGGAAAAUGUAAAAUCUGAAACCAAAAUCAAUGGCAUUCACACCUCCAAAAUUCUCUGUUCCUGUUGAAUUCUCAUGAAGCAAAACUCCAUGGCCAUCAAUCUCAGCUCUGCUUCUCUUCACCCAAACCCUUCAUUUCUUACCAGGAAAAAUAACAAUCUCAUCAAAUUCUACCAUACUGGCACUACCUCUUCAAUCAGAACAUGUGCUCAAUCACAAGGAACUGACACUGGACUCACUGAGGAAGAUUCUUCUUCAGGAUCUUUAUCUUCUUCUCGCACACAGCUGGAACUUUUGGAGCAACUUACAUCUACAAGCUCACCCAAUAAUGGCUAUGACAGUGAUGGCAGCUCUAGCAAACCUACAAUUCGUGAGCAGCUUUCGCAGUUGUUUGGAGGAAGGGAUGAUGAUUUCAGCAUACCUCUGGGUAAGAACUUGAAGAAAGCGAGUGCGAAGUUUUUAACAGUUUCACAAAAGAGAAAUAUCAAGAGGCAAACUUACCUGAAUGAAGUAUCUCAAAGGAAUGAUUCAGUGUUUUUUGCAAGCAUAGGAGCCUUUGUGCUUCUUCCUCCUCUUAUAAUAUUAGGAAUAGCUAUAUUAACCGGUUAUGUACAGCUUUUUCCUUGAAAUAUGAUAACAUUUAGCAAUACUUAAUAGAAUUUCUUAGCUAUAUUCUCCUGUUUUUGUUC